AUGUUUACCCUAAAAAACUUGCUUUGGGCUCUGCUUGGGGUUUCAGUCUUAUUUUUCGUGGCAAUUAAUAUUCUCUCAACAAAUAUCAAAGAGCCUGCUAAAUUUAUGGAGUUUUUGCCUGAUGCUCCUUUAAUUCCUCUUCAACAUGACAGAAUUAUUGCAAUUGGUGAUCUUCAUGGGGAUUAUCGUGCAUUUUUAGACAUUCUUGAUUUUACAGAUUGAAGAGAUGGAGAUACGCUGAUACAGCUGGGAGAUCUUCUUGACAAAGGAGAUGAGGCUAAAAAUCUGCUUGAUUAUUAGAUUAAAAGAAUUUCACAUACUUUUUACUAGACAAAUUAUUUUAUUUAUGCAAAAAUAGCCAGUAAAUCAUAUAUUACUAACUCCCCCCCCCCUCCGUGAGUGAACAAAACCAUUAGAAAAAUCGCUAUUUUUUGCCCAAAACCCCGCCCUCCGUGAGUGAACAAAAAUUUUUUUUAAUACAAAAAUUUUUUAUGGAAAAAAAAAUUGAUAUAUAAAUGAUAAUUAGUAAUAUGAAAUCUAGAGCUAAUUCUGUUUAAUUUUAAACAAAUUACUUUUUAAAACAUAAAUUUUAUAAAUUAAAUUAAUAUUUGCUUUCCAAUUUUUGCAAAUUAGGAUUUUUUUAAAUUUCGAAAAAAAUAUUUUUUAUAAAAUUUAUAUAUAAUUUUUUUUUAAAAAAAAAAAAUUAACCCCCUCCGUGAGUGAACAAAAUUUUUUUGUUCACUCGCGGAGGGGGGGGAGUAAGUUAAAUGCUUAGCCAUUAUUUCGUAAAAAAUCAUAAUAGAAGAGUCAAACUUUUAUUAGGAAACCACGAAGAACUAAAUUUAGUUCAAAACUUUAAAUAUGCAACUGAUAAAGACACCCAAGCUUUCGGUGGCUUAUCUAAACGUAAAGAGCUUUUUAUGGAAAGAGAUCAUUAUGGGUCAUUUCUUAUCAAUAGAAAUUUAGCAGAAAAAAUCGGGGAUAUUGUGUUUGUGCAUGGAGGAAUUUCUGAAGAAAUUUUAACCAAAUUUGGCUCUAUAGAAGAAAUUAAUCGUGCAUCAAGAGACAACCCUCCUGAUAGAAAUGUGUUGUGAAGCAAAGGUGGCCCUAUGUGGUUUGGAAAGUAUGCGAGAGAGCAGGAAAAAUGAAUUUGUGACGAGCUGAAAUUUGUACUGAAAAAACUAGAUGCGAAAUUUAUGGUGAUGGGGCAUUUUGAGUAUAAAGAAAUCACAAUGAGAUGCAGCGGCAAGGCAAUUUUUAUUGAUACAGGGAUUAGUAAAGCUGUUAAUGGAAUAAAAUCAGCAAUUGAAAUAUUGCAAGUUGAUGGAAAUACAAUGAGUAUAAAAGCUAUAUACGAAGAUAGCGAAGAAAUUAUCCCCCUGUGUAUAAAUCUACUUCAAUAAUUUUUAUAUUUUUUAUAUAAAAACAAAUUUUUCAGCUUCUUAACUCCUUGCAAAUUCAUUUUGAUCGAUAUAUAUUUGAAAAUAAACUAGAUUAA
Messenger RNA from Blepharisma stoltei, 1498 nucleotides. The record is from the annotation of a GenBank genome assembly. Lineage: Eukaryota; Ciliophora; Heterotrichea; Heterotrichida; Blepharismidae.